AUGGGCGUGGAAGUGGCACACAUCCCACCACCCAUCAUCAUUGCCACCCUUCAGACACGUAGCACGUUACCUACAAGGCAGGUUGGGAAACUCCACCUAGAUGUGUGCCCAGGAAGAAAGGGAUAUGGAUUUGGCAAAGAGCUAGAGAGUUUCUGCCACCAGGACCUUCAGAAUGACCAAGAGGCAUCACUUUGGCCAGCAAGGGAGGCUGUGUGGGACUUAGACAUGGCUAGAGAGACCAAGCUCGGCCCUGCCCAGACAGGACAGAAGAGGCCGUGGGACAAAGCCAUCUCCUGCAGCAGCAGUAAUUAUGACUUGGACUACAAGCUGUACAGGGACAAUGUCCCCUACAGGGUGUAUGAAUACCAGAGAAUCCCUCCACUCAUCAACCAUGUGCCUGUCAAGAUCCGGAAGAACCAUGUGGGCAUGGGGGUCAAGAGCAGUUUCAGUCCCCACAAGGUCCCCAGGAAUAGCCACAGAGCCCCAGGGCAGAUAAAGUUCCAGACGGAGGAGCUGCACUCCAUUAGGGGGGAGCUGAGCCAGAUCAAAGCCCAGGUGGACCGCCUAUUGGAGAGUCUAGAACGCAUGGACCAGCAGAGGGACCAGCUUCCAGGGACAGAGAGCAAUGAAGAAAACAGGGUCCCUGGAAGUAAGGGUUCCUCACGCAGAACCGCUGAACCCCAGCAGGAGCCCAGGGGCCAGAGGGCCCCUCCAGAGGCAGACAGCUCCAAGGAGAGCACAGACGCGAAGGAAGCAGUGAAGAAUCACGCAUCAGACCAGGAGGGCAGCCAGUAGAAGGUUGGAACCCCUUCAGGCUUCUCUGCUCUAGGCACCUUCCUGGGUGGCUCCCUUUAUUGCCUUGUGUGGCUUUUUGAAGGCCUCCUAGGGGCACCUGUGCAACCAGAGACACCCAUUCUGGAGUGAGGGCAAUGGAAGUGGAGGCACCGCUCGGCCAGACCAGCCAGGAAGCCUCCCUGCUAACAGUGGCUUUAGCUUUGGAGCUCGUGUUUCCAGAUGGUAGUCCUGGGGCUGGCAGGGGUGAGAAGAGGAGGUGGGCAACUACCCAGGACCAGCUCACCUCUUCAUGAAGUUGGGGCCCAGUCUUGCAAGCAGCAGCGAGACAGGGCCCCCAGGAGCCCUGACUGCUCUUCUCCCCUCACGUGGCCCCACCAGUCCUAUCUGGGUGUGGCUUCACCCAGACAGCAGCAGCAGCAGUAGCACAGCAGCAGGUCCAGGCAGCUUUUUCCAGCCACAGUAGUGUGUACAGGAAAUAUCCUACUGGCCCUUUGUCUGAAACUAAGCUUUAAGGUCCUCAGCUUGUGCCUCACAUAACCCUUUUGGUUCCAGAUGCCCCAUCUACCCUACAAAACCAUUUUCAGGAUAGGGCUAUCAUUUCUACAUUCUGCUUCUAUCUUGUCUCUUGCUGGUGAUACGUUGUAUUUCAGAUCUGCUCUGGAAAUAUGUAUUAUGCCAGAAGGGAGAAAAUACAAUUUGUAUUUUCCCUAGUCAGGGAUUCUUGGUGUGGUCUGAGCCUCAUUCUGGUCCUUGGACUGUGCCAGGCUAGCCCUUCCUAGAGAAGCUAAGCAUACCCAAAACACUCUAAUCCAGAAGCUCCUAUCAAAGUGGGACACAGAAGGGACCAGGCUGCCCUGCCUUCCUCCAACCCAGACCUGAGGACAAACCCAUGGGGUUCAGGAGCCACCCUGAUGGUCAAUCACCCAGGCCAGCUCUGCCCUACAGAAUAGCUAGGGUGCUGGGUUACCAACAUCCAGAAGCUCUUCCUCCUGGCAGUUCAUCUGCCCUCUCCCAGAAGCCAAGACUGGAUAAGAGACACCAGGUAAUGAAGCCAGCCCGGACUCCCACUUCAGUAGAGGAGGCCGCUGGCUGUGCUGCUCUGGCCAUGGCCAAGGAUGAGAUCCAGCUUUCACCAAGUCAAACCCUUUCCAGCUUCCCAAUCUUGAGCCUUGGUCUUGCUCAGUACCAAACUAGAUGCUUCUGGGGCCACACAACCCUCCCUACUCUCUUCACACCUCAGCACUGGCCCUCACUCUGGUGCAUGAGGGGCAGCUUCUCUUCCAAAGCACCUUUCCCUAUAUCACCCCUGCAGCUCCUUCCAUUUCAGCC
Molecule: messenger RNA, 2124 nt
Organism: Rhinolophus ferrumequinum (greater horseshoe bat)
Lineage: Eukaryota; Metazoa; Chordata; Mammalia; Chiroptera; Rhinolophidae
Product: heterogeneous nuclear ribonucleoprotein C-like
Exons: 7
Coding region: 1-795 (264 amino acids)
Source: RefSeq, a predicted model, not a curated record